Symbiodinium necroappetens is the source of this 1272-nucleotide messenger RNA. NCBI's taxonomy places the organism in Eukaryota, Dinophyceae, Suessiales, Symbiodiniaceae. The record is from the annotation of a GenBank genome assembly.
AUGUUCGUGUCGCACCAGUGGCUUUCCAACGACCAUCCAGAUCCAUCAGGUCAUCAGUUCAGAGUUCUCCAAGGCGCUCUACGUAACAUCAUGUCUGGACAAAGCCGUGUCUCCCUCCCAGUCACGGUAGAGCUUUUCUAUGGUCGCUUGAAGACGCCGCAAGCUGCUGAUUUCACAUCCGGACGGCUGUUUGUUUGGUAUGAUUACUUCUCCUGCCCACAGGGGGCGAGUGAUCUCUCAAGAGCUGACCGCCAACGUGCUAUAGACAACAUCGUGACCUACGUCUCAAGGUGCGAGUACUUUGUCAUCCUAUGCCCGGAGCUACAACAUGCAAAUCAGCAGCAGAUGCUGAAUCAUUCAAGCUGGGCAGAGCGGGGUUGGUGUCGCACCGAGCGUGUGGCCAGAGAACUUGCAGUGCGGGAUGAUGGCUUCGUGGUCAUAGUCGAGAGCGAGACGCAGCAACACGUUAUGUCCAGCCUCCAUCGGCACCUGGAUUCCCCGGGUGCCGGCCUUUUUACGUUGGAGACCGAUCGUGCUCGAGUCGGACGUGUACUUGUGCAGAUGGUCUGGAAGAAAUUGCAAUAUCACCUGGAACAAGGUGAUAUGCACAAUUUCCGGUAUCUCUUGAGCACGCAAGAUAUUUGUUGCCUGUCGGGGCUCGGUUUUCUUCCGCUCGAGGGCUUGAUGCCGGGAUUCGUGUCGCAAGCGGAUCCUUUCACCUAUCCGGAGGCCUUUGCAGUGGAACGCUUUUUGCAUGACACUGGCUUUAAGGCGGUUUCUGAGCGAGACUCUGCAGGGUGGACGCCAAUGUGUUAUGCCGUCCUUUCCGGCAAGCAAUUCUUGGUGGAAGCAUUGCUCAGACAGAAAGCAGACUGCAACGACAGGAUUACCCGACACAAGCCCAAGAUGCUUCUUCCGCAGAAUAUGCCCGUCCUGUCACUGGCGGCGUAUUUCCGUCGGAAUGGAGUGUUGAAGCUGCUGCUGUCUGCACGGGCGAAGGUGAAUGCGGUCGAUGGACAUCAGGGCGUUGCCAUUCACUGGGCGAGUGUAGCAGACAACGUGGAAGGUCUGCAGACGUUGUGUGAUGCUGGAGCGGAUCUUAGCAAGCUGAACUUACCAGGUUUCGAUGCCUUUCAAACUGCCUGCUUCUCAGGGUCUCUCCGAGUCGUGCAGGCAAUGCUUCAGAAUCCUUCCACGAGCCUCCGACACGGUUUGCACGCUGCCCUCAUGGCUGAUGGAGGUACCCAGCCAGUCAUUUCCACUUUGAUCCAG